Acytostelium subglobosum LB1 is the source of this 1497-nucleotide messenger RNA. RefSeq lists its product as hypothetical. The record is from RefSeq and is a predicted model, not a curated record. Gene Ontology annotation, molecular function: dipeptidyl-peptidase activity; serine-type exopeptidase activity. The transcript has 3 exons. The coding region runs from base 1 to 1497 and encodes 498 amino acids. Lineage: Eukaryota; Evosea; Eumycetozoa; Acytosteliales; Acytosteliaceae. Gene Ontology annotation, biological process: proteolysis.
AUGUAUAACAAAGUAAUAAUAAGCUCACUUGUGGCUGUGAUAUUACUGAUCACAUUGUAUGCCGAACAUACUGGUGCCUUCAUAUUGAGAAGAGAGUCCUCUUUGAAUAGAGGAUUGCGUCUGUCACAUGGUAUCGAUACUAGACGAGAGCAACUGCAACAACAUCGUUCAAACAAGAUGACAAACAGACACUUGCCCCAGCCAAUGUGGUACACGCAAAAGGUCGACCACUACGACCCGCUAAACACCGACACGUUCCAACAGCAAUACUUUGUCAAUGCCACUUAUUGGAAGCCUGGCGGACCAGUGUUCCUGCUGCUGGGUGGUGAGGGUCCCGCCAGCUACACCGGCGUCACCGGUCACUUCAUCAUCAACACCUACGCACAGAUGUUUGACGCGUUGAUCGUCAGUGUCGAGCACAGAUUCUACGGCAAGUCGAUGCCCAAGCCAACCCUCGACACCAAGCAUCUCAAGUACCUCACCACUCAACAGGCCCUCGCCGACUAUGCCCAGUUCAGGAACUUCAUUGCUCAGAAGUACAACACAGGAUCUAGCAAAUGGGUAUCAUUCGGUGGAUCAUACUCUGGAUCAUUGUCUGCUUGGUUCAGACUUAAGUACCCUCAGCUGAUUGAUGCUGCCAUUGCUACAUCGGCACCAGUACAGCCACAGCUUGACUUUAAGGAGUACCUUGAGGUCGUGUCCGCUUCGAUUGGACCACAGUGCUCGGCACGUAUCGCCAACGUCACCAACGUUGUAACUGCAAUGCUAAACACUGAUCGCAGAAAGGUUGAGAAACUCUUCAACACCUGUGAUGAGAUCCACAGCGACGAUGAUGUUGCCACCUUCUUUGAGAACCUCGCCGACUCUGUUGCCGAGAUCGUUCAAUACAACAAUGACAACAAUCGUUACACUAUGUUCAACAUAUCAAAGAUGUGCUCCAUGCUUGAGGCAGGAGAUGACUUGACAUCAUUCGUCAACUUUAACAAUGAGUUCAACACGUUCAGUGGCAACAACUGCACACAGUCAAGCUACAAGUCGUUGGUCAACCAGCUGCAGGAUGUUGAUCCAAACGGAGAGUUUGCCUCCAGCCGAACAUGGACAUGGCAGACAUGCAUUGAGUACGGAUACUUCCAGACGGCUCAGUCGCCCAACCAGCCAUUCUCGCCAACCAUCACCCUGGACUGGUUCCUGCAGCAGUGUCUCGACAUCUUUGGACCAAGAGACGACGGCCUGCCCUACCUGCCCCAGACCAAGUACAUCGAGAGCGACUAUGGUGGCCGCAACAUCCAGACAUCGCAGACUAUCUUCCCCAACGGCCUGGUUGACCCCUGGCACGCACUGGGUGUGCUCAACGCCACCAGCUCCGAGAUCCAGACCAUCCUCAUCACUGGCACUGCUCACUGUGCCGACCUCUAUCCAGCUCUGCCCACCGAUCCCCCUGGACUUGUCCAAGCCAGACAGAUGGAAGUUGAUCUCAUCUCGUCAAUUCUGCCAUAA